Messenger RNA from Ciona intestinalis (vase tunicate), 1172 nucleotides. RefSeq lists its product as uncharacterized. The record is from RefSeq and is a predicted model, not a curated record. NCBI's taxonomy places the organism in Eukaryota, Metazoa, Chordata, Ascidiacea, Phlebobranchia, Cionidae.
AACUUUAGCAAGAAAAUAUGCGCUUAUGUACUAAAAUAUGCACUAACCAAGCCAGAGUACUGUUUCUAAUGAUACUUUUUAUUCAGGGUAGAAUAAGGUUUUAAAUAGGUAUACCAAUGCAAUUGCUGUUUAAAUAAGUGCAAUGGAAAAUAAUCAAACUGAUUCUAUUGGUACGUGGGAUAGCGAAAAAGUUGCAUCUCUCGUACUUGCUUUCGCAGCUGCACCGCUGGUUCUUUACGUCACAAUUUCAAUGAUUAUUUAUUCAAUUCGAAAAGAACUAAAAUCCGAUCAGGUUUACCGCCGCAAAUACAACAUAUUGAUGAAAGUGUUAAGCAUUCUUGGUGGAUUUUCUGUACUGAGUUUUAAUGUGGUUCAAAUGCCAUUCGUGGUCCGAUUGCCGAUGGGUUACUGUCCAGUAUACGAAAGUUUGAGGGUGAUCUUUUUUGGCCUUGGUAUACUGAGCACGUACGGCGUGUUUUGGGUUCGAAUGUUGACUACGUUCUACUUAGACCCGGUGCUGAAGGAAAACAUAGGACGAUGGCUGCAUAUAUUCAGUAGGGUGACAUUUGUAGUACUUUUAAUCGGAGCCGCCGCUUCUACUGGGCUAUUUCUGUCGCCGCUAAGGUACAGAUGGAACCCAACUGGUUGUGCUGUUGACAAGACAAUUGAUGUUGGUACAAAAUGGGGGAUCGUAGCACUUACAACAUUUGUGUGCCAGGCAUCCCUUUUGUUCUACUUUAUAUACCCAAUCUACAUGCACCGUCGACGAAUGCUAACUCAGGGAAUUGAGCAAAAUAACGCCAUGCCGUUAGUGAAGCAAUUAGCCAUUACAAUGGCAGUAUGCGUUGUAAUAAAUGUCGUUUGCUACAGCGUUGUCAUUGUUUACAAAAGCCCAAUGGUGUUCCUAUCUCACUUAGCGCUAAACGUAAACCUACUUGUACACCUAUCCGCACUGUUAUAUUCUUUCACCGACUGGAAAAGGGUUAUGACUCCAACAUGCUUCUUUGAAACCGACCUACAACGCUCGAUCAGUACAGUGAGCAGUUCUGCUGGAACACUGCCGCGUCUGGUUAGUUCCGUGAAACGUGUUUCCAGCAUAACAUGAUUUAUUUUGUGUUUAAUCAAUUUUUGGCAUUUUCCGAUUUUUACAGUAUUAUAAAUAAAUUAUUUCG